AUGGGCUCGAUCAUACCCAAUGGCGGGGCAACCAACUCGGUCGCCGCCGACGACGACAACGUCAACAACGACCUGUCGACAAGAUUAGGCUACACACCGACAAUCAAGGUGGAAGGGGAGUGGACAGUGGAGAAGGUUCUCGAGAGGAUGGGGCAAACUCCCCCUACGGCCGAGGGAUCCUCGACGCCCCUGCCGUUCUUCCACAUGCUCGAGCGUCUCAAGACGACCAAGCGCGAAGGAUGGCGACGAUUCGACAUUAACCGAGGUGAAUCCAUUGCCGACCACAUGUACCGCAUGUCCCUCAUCUCCAUGUUCGCCCCGCCCUCUCUCCGCCCCCGCCUCGACCUGGCCAAGUGCAUGAGGAUGUGCCUGAUCCACGACAUGGCUGAGCUUCUAGUGGGUGACAUCACCCCGGUCGACGGCGUCCCCAAGCCGGAGAAGAGCCGUCGCGAGGCCACGACGAUGGACUUCCUGACGGGCGAUAUGCUGCGCGGCGUUCCCGGCGGGCCCGAGUCGGGAUCUGAGAUGCGUGCCAUCUGGCAGGAGUACGAAGACUCCCAGACCCUGGACAGCCACUUCGUCCACGACGUGGAUAAGCUCGAGUUGCUGCUGCAGAUGGUCGAGUACGAGAGGCGCGGGGAGGGCCGCCUCGACCUCGGCGAGUUUGCCUACGUCUCGCAAAAGGUGGUGCUGCCCGAGAUGAGGGACUGGGCCGUCAAGGUCAUCGCCGAGAGGGAGGCCUUCUGGGGCGACAAGAAGCAUGUCCACGGAGAGAAGGGGGUUGAGGGGGGUGUCGAUGCCAAGCUGAGCAAGGGACAGGAUGAGUACUAUGCUAGGGAUGCCUGA
This is a messenger RNA of Geosmithia morbida, 846 nucleotides long. Its product is annotated as putative hydrolases of HD superfamily. Lineage: Eukaryota; Fungi; Ascomycota; Sordariomycetes; Hypocreales; Bionectriaceae. The transcript is spliced from 2 exons. The coding region runs from base 1 to 846 and encodes 281 amino acids. Gene Ontology annotation, cellular component: cytoplasm. Gene Ontology annotation, molecular function: 5'-deoxynucleotidase activity. The record is from RefSeq and is a predicted model, not a curated record.